This is a messenger RNA of Octopus sinensis (East Asian common octopus), 831 nucleotides long. RefSeq names its product guanine nucleotide-binding protein-like 3 homolog. Gene Ontology annotation, cellular component: nucleolus. Lineage: Eukaryota; Metazoa; Mollusca; Cephalopoda; Octopoda; Octopodidae. Gene Ontology annotation, molecular function: GTP binding. The record is from RefSeq and is a predicted model, not a curated record.
AUGGAGAUCGUUGCUAAAAGUUUGCAUGACUUCUCGAAUGGAAAAGUUAACAAAAUUGAAUAUGAAUGUCGACAACGAUAUUUCACAGUUAAAAAUGAGAUUAUUCGAAAGUCAUUUGAAACUGUGAAAUUUGUUCGAGUUAAAAAAGACUUUGGAACAAAUCCUUCGUUGCGACUGGAUAAGUUUGAAUCUCCAUAUUAUCCAUCUGCAGAAAUUAUCAGUAUUUUAUCAAACAAUCGCGUUGAGAAACCUUCCGAAUAUCGAUUAUAUCGACAAUCAAGAAGAACCAUACAAGCCCAGUCAGAACAAGAAAUAAUUAUAAGGCAAAAAACCUAUUUUGACUACCAAGUGGAGGAAAUUGGGACUAAAAUUAAGAAUUUCCGGACAGUGUACACCGCGCGGAAAAAGUUUGUCAUUGAACAAUCGGAUGUUAUCAUUGAAGUUAUCGACGCACGUGACCCAAUUGGUUCGAGAUCCCGAGAAAUAGAAGCCAAAGUAUUGGCUAAUGGUAGUUCAAAACGCCUUGGACGGUUUGAUGACUUUUUUACUCUUGGCGAUCGAGAAUUAAAACAAUCUCAAUGUAGUGGUGCUGACCUUCUUUUACGGCUACUUGGAAAUUACUGUCGUUGUCAAGAUAUACGGACAAAAAUAACUGUUGGAGUUGUUUACUUUCUUUGGCUUUUUUAUAUUUGAGGAUAUCCAAAUACAGGCAAGAGUUCGGUAAUUAAUAGUCUGAAACGGAAACGAGUUUGUAACAUUGGUCCUUUAGCAGGGGUUACCAGGUGUUUAUUGUACAGUGAUUUAUCAGAUCUCUCCAAACAGUGCAACUGA